Molecule: messenger RNA, 1080 nt
Organism: Penicillium canariense
Lineage: Eukaryota; Fungi; Ascomycota; Eurotiomycetes; Eurotiales; Aspergillaceae
Product: shikimate dehydrogenase family protein
Exons: 1
Coding region: 1-1080 (359 amino acids)
Biological process (GO): chorismate biosynthetic process; shikimate metabolic process
Molecular function (GO): shikimate 3-dehydrogenase (NADP+) activity
Source: RefSeq, a predicted model, not a curated record
AUGGCCGCACCUGCAGUCGAGGUUGCCGCCCCUCACGCACAGCCGGAGGAGCCUAUCACCAGCCCCGCGCACCUUGACGGCGUGGCCUAUCUGUACGGCCACCCGCUGCUCAACUCGCUCUCGCCGCCCCUUCACCAGACCGUCUAUAAUGCCUUGGGCCUGAACUGGUCGCAGAUCCCGCUGUCCAGCGUGAGUGGCACAUCGGCGACCUACCCGCCCCCCUUCACGCGGUCCCCUGCCAUCCACACCUUCUUGGCCUCCAUUAAGGCCAACCCCAAGUUCGUCGGCUCAUCGGUGACGAUGCCGCACAAGGUCGCCAUCAUGCCGCACCUGGAUGACCUGACCGAGCACGCCCGGCAGGCCGGCGCCUGCAACACCAUCUUCCUGCGCAAAGACCCAGCCACCGGCGCGCGCCAGUAUGUCGGCACCAACACCGACUGCGACGGCAUCCGUGAGGCGCUGACCCAAAACGCACCCGAUGCCUCUCGCUUCCGCGGCCGGCCCGCGCUGAUCAUCGGCGGGGGCGGCACCGCUCGCACCGCCAUCUACGUGAUGCGCCGCUGGCUCGGCUCCAGCCGCAUCUACAUCGUCAACCGGGACGCCGCCGAGGUCGCCACCAUCAUGGACGAGGACCGGGCCCGCAACCCAGAUCCCAAUGCCCAGGCUCUGCUCCAUUACAUUACUGACCCCGUCGAGGCUGCCCGCCUCGAGGCCCCCGCCGCGAUCGUCUCCGGCAUCCCCAACUACCCGCCCAAGACCGCCGAGGAGCAGAACGCCCGCGCCGUGAUCCAGUCAUUCCUCGGCACCGCCGCCGAUGCCCCUAAGCAGCAGGGCGUUAUCCUGGAGAUGUGCUACCACCCCGUCCCGUGGACGGAGAUCGCCCAGCUGGCGUCCACCGCGGGCUGGAAGGUUAUCCUUGGCUCGGAGGCCCUGAUCUGGCAGGGUCUGGAGCAAGCGCGCCUCUGGACUGGCAAGGACGUGGUUGGCACGCCCGGAGUCGUGGAUGCCGUCAAGGCCGUUGUCAAUGGAUCCGUUGCUGAGCGCGCAGCGGCGGCUCAGAAGGCCUCUUCCCACCUGUAG